AUGCGACCUGCUGUAUAUCAUAGUCACUUCAAGGCUUCUCAAUCUGCGUACCGUCGCCUUAACUCCACCAAAAACAUACUGAACUUCGGUCCGACUUCUGCAAUGGAUCAACCCAGGAACACAAAAGCUCCAUGGCGUGAUCUAUUAGAUUCUCAUCUCAAACAAAACUCGGGAUACGAGUUUAAUAUCGCUACGAUAGCUCAUGAUUCUAAUGGAGACCCUGUUCCCCGAGUUCGUACAUGCGGCUGCCGUGGCUUCUUCCCAGAACUUGAACUCCAUCCCAGCGGACAAAAGGACAUGGAUGAACAAGUUGGAGAAGCUCAAAACCCCCCGGUUUAUGAGAGCGACAUGCUGACAUUCACAACCGAUGCGCGAAUGGAAAAGCUGGAUCAAUUGAAGUCAUCUGCACGCGCCAUCGAGGCUAUGUUUUGGCUCAAAGAUUCAAUGACGCAGUGGCGGGUCAAGGGGAGAGCAUAUCACAUUGGUGGGCCCUCUGACCCAGAAAAAAAGGGUUCUGAGCAUCUCGCGAGAGACAGGAUUGGCGAAGGUUUGAGACUCAAAGAAAGCCAGGAUGGGGAUACUGCAAACUGGACUUGGGAAAGCGCUGUGACUAGGUAUUUUGCAAAUCACUCUCCAGUCAUGAGAGGCUCUUUCCAAAACCCACCACCUGGACAACCUAGGUCUAACGUGCCUUCUGAUUCAAACUUGAAACUAGGGCAGAGGGUCACCGAUCUCUAUGAUCCAAUCGCUCGUGCUAACUUCAGAGUUGUUGUUAUCAUUCCUGAAGAUGUUGAGCGCAUCGAUUUGUCCAACCAGGAAGAUGUCCAGAGAGAAAAAUGGACUUAUUUGGAGAGCGGGCAUGGAUUGGGGUACUGGAAAAGUGUGGAUCUCUGGCCAUGA
This is a messenger RNA of Penicillium malachiteum, 900 nucleotides long. RefSeq lists its product as uncharacterized. The transcript is spliced from 2 exons. Bases 1 to 900 code for a protein of 299 amino acids. Gene Ontology annotation, molecular function: FMN binding. The record is from RefSeq and is a predicted model, not a curated record. Lineage: Eukaryota; Fungi; Ascomycota; Eurotiomycetes; Eurotiales; Aspergillaceae.